CCCUUGUCCUGCUGUCACUCAUGUACUCUAUAGCUCUUUUAAAGUAUUAUUUCUUAAAACUCAUACACUUCUAUUUACAAUUUUAUGAUUAUUUCACAAACCAAAUUGACUCUUCUGGAAGACUAUGCUGCUACCAGCAGCAGAUAUUUGAGUGAAACAGGAGGAGAGAGCCUAUCCCCUUUAUAAUCAGCCGUUCAAAGAUGGACUUGAAAAAACCUGGCAUGUGAUUGUUAAGUAGGUCACAGGAAAGAUUCUGGUUUCAGUUAAUUUAUAAUAGCAGUCCUAUUAUUAAAACUGAUUGCUAGCAGAUUUUAGGGUAGUUGCGGAUAUCAGGAUUGUGACUCCCAUGUUACACAUUCACAAAUUGAGGACCAAAGGUAGAUAUUGAAUUAAUUUAUGGUGCUUAUGCCAGUGUCACAGCCACUAAUUGAGCUUAAUUUAUGAGAAUGUCAGUCCUGUGCUGUCGUAUGUUACUCUGUUUCUUAUUCUUUCAAAUACUUUUCAUUAUAUACUCAGAAAUGAGAAACUACUUUUAAUGGCAACCUUUCGGCAUUUGCUGUAGUAUGUAGGAGUAUGAGAUAUGUGUGUACCAGGGGGAGACUGGUCAGAGUGCUUCAGAGGGCUGUGUGGGCCCAUCUACUUUAUGCUAAAUGCUACUGCCACUGAGCUCAGGAGGAGCUUUAUACUCUGUGUUGCACAGUAGCAUGCUAUUAGCCAGUAUAAUUUAGUGUACUCAUGCUUUCAGAUGGCUGAUGGAGAACCAGAAAGAAAUGGGUUGUUUGUAUCACUAUUUGUAAAGUAUGAUGUAUGUGGAACUUCUCAAAAGGUAACAAGUAGCUAUAUUCAGAGUGGUAGCAGUAGGUUUGCAGCAAGGUGUGCAGUUUGGUCUAAAACACAGUCUAUCACUGCUGGUGAUAGAAGAACAGAAACUAAGUUGGCUAUUAAUUUCAAGUGAGUUUGGGCGAACAAGAGGGAGGAAACAACCACUUGACAUUAAGGACACUCUGGUAGCUGUCUGCUGUAGGGCAAUUAGCAUGGGAUGCCAUGGUAUUGGUUGUUUGUAUGUUAACGACUUAUGGCAGUUCAUUCUGUUGAACGCUGCAAAAAGAAAUGGUCAUUGUCUUUUGUCUCUGACUACAGUCCUGUGCUACAGUGUCAAGGUGAUAACAAUUUCUGACUCUUCCUAUUUGUUUUCUUAGUGCUCAAGGAAGAACAGAGCAGCUGUUUUUUAGUGCUUUGAGCCUGAACUUCAGUGAAUGAAGCAAUGGAUGCAGUGUGUCACCAACCAGCACGCACUGUUACUGUCAUGCACUGCUGUGUCCAAAGCCUGACAGCAACCCCCAGCACCUGUGGUAAAAUGAAGAACUGCAAUGUUUGCUUUAGGCUGGCAUGAAGAUGAAUGAAGCAGCAAGAGGAGGUGACUGUCUGAAGGAUUUCUGAGUGUGUAUCUCUGGAGCUGUGGAUCAUUCUUGGUGCCUUUCCCAACGAGCAGGUCCUUAACCAGCCAAGAUGCCCAUCCGCGUGGAUCAAAUGAUACAACUGCUUUGCCGUGUUGCUCAGGAGGAGGGAAUGACAGCAGCUGUCAAGCACUCUGGUGAAGGAGCACUCCUGGCAGGCGUUACCGCGUUUGUUGGGGGUUUGCUUGGAGGUCCGCGUGGCAUCGCUGUAGGAGGAGCAGUUGGUGGACUGCUUGGUACCUGGAUGACCAGUGGACAGUUCAAGCCAGUCCCUCAGAUCUUAAUGGAGUUGCCUCCUGCCAAGCAGCAGAAACUCUGCAAUGAAGCCAUCGCAAUAGUCAGGAACCUAGACUGGUUUGAUAUUUUUCAGCUGACUGUACUUGUAAUGGGAAAUGCUGACCUAAAGUUAUUGCUGGCAAGAGCCAUCGAAAGGUUCUUAACCAGAGAGUUAAGUGCUCAGAUAGAGUAUAAAGAAUAGACCUUUUUUGGGCCUGGUUUCUAGAUUUUGUUGAAUUUUACUUUGACAACUGUGAUUCUCUGAUGUAGCAAUUAUUAGGAUUAGGAUCAUCAUUGUAGCUUUCAUUUCUCAGCUGAUUCUGAAUAUUCUGUUUUCAUUUAAAAAAAAAAAAUCCUAAAAAGCAUCACAGUGGUCUCUGUUUUGUUUUAGAGGAAAGGAAUUGAUUGAAGAAGUGGGCACUUAGAAUCUCAGCCAAUUUUUCACUUUUUAUUUCAAGGCAAUCAGGAAACUAUUUAUUAGGUUUGAUGUACACAGAUCUUCUUGGGUGGAGGCAUGUACCUAUUU
Phasianus colchicus (ring-necked pheasant) is the source of this 2259-nucleotide messenger RNA. Its product is annotated as protein C19orf12 homolog. NCBI's taxonomy places the organism in Eukaryota, Metazoa, Chordata, Aves, Galliformes, Phasianidae. The record is from RefSeq and is a predicted model, not a curated record.